Nematolebias whitei (Rio pearlfish) is the source of this 1193-nucleotide messenger RNA. RefSeq names its product calumenin b (gene calub). NCBI's taxonomy places the organism in Eukaryota, Metazoa, Chordata, Actinopteri, Cyprinodontiformes, Rivulidae. Gene Ontology annotation, cellular component: endoplasmic reticulum. The transcript is spliced from 7 exons. The record is from RefSeq and is a predicted model, not a curated record. Gene Ontology annotation, molecular function: calcium ion binding. The coding region runs from base 150 to 1097 and encodes 315 amino acids.
GUUUCCGAGGGGAGGGACUAAACCAAAAAAAAGCAUCAACGACGAACUUCCCUGGACACCGGCGAGUUUUCUUGGCAAAUUGUGGUGAAAAUCCUACAAGCGAGAAGAAACUCGUCUAAUUGAAGAGGAAUUGUUUAUACAAACGUAAAAUGGAGCUGAGGCCACUUGUCAUGUGCUUUGCCCUCUGCGUGGUUUACGCCACCAGCAAACCCACAGAGAAGAAAGAUCGCGUUCAUCACGAUGAGCGUCUCAGCAACCUUGAGCACGAUGAUGCCGAUAACUUUGACUAUGACCACGAGGCCUUUUUGGGCCAAGAAGAGUCCAAGUCUUUUGACCAGCUCACACCAGAGGAGAGCAAAGAGAGGCUUGGAAUGCUGGUUGAACGCAUAGAUGAAGAUAAAGAUGGCUACGUGAGCGCUGAGGAGAUGAAAAAGUGGAUUAAACAUGCACAGAAGAAGUGGAUCUAUGACGACGUGGAUCGACAGUGGAAGAGCCACGACUUUAACGGAGACGGAGUGGUGUCCUGGGAAGAGUACAAGAAUGCCACAUAUGGAUAUGUCCUUGAUGAGACUGAUCCUGAGGAUGGUUUCAACUACAGACAAAUGAUGGCACGUGAUGAGAGGAGAUUCAAAAUGGCUGACCAAGACAAUGAUAUGAAAGCCAACAAGGAGGAGUUCACAGCUUUCCUUCAUCCUGAGGAGUACGACCACAUGAAGGACAUUGUAGUGUUGGAAACUAUGGAAGAUAUUGACAAGAAUGGAGAUGGUUUGAUUGACCUGGAUGAGUACAUCGGUGACAUGUACAACCAGGAUGGAGACGCCUCAGAACCUGAAUGGGUAAAGACGGAGAGGGAGCAGUUCACAGAGUUCAGAGAUAAAAACAAAGAUGGAAAGAUGGAUAAGGAGGAGACCAAAGACUGGAUCCUGCCCAUUGACUACGACCACGCUGAGGCCGAGGCCAAGCACCUGGUCUAUGAGUCAGAUACGGACAAGGAUGGUCGUCUAACCAAAGAAGAAAUUGUUGAUAAAUACGACCUGUUCGUCGGCAGCCAGGUGACCGACUUCGGAGAGGCUCUGACUCGACAUGACGAGUUCUAACUCCUCCACAGACUGUGCGCUCAUCCUGCGUUCCACCUGAUGACUCAUCCCAACGGGCACCGAGUUGAGACAGGACGAGCCCACCUUAUUUCAACG